This is a messenger RNA of Echinops telfairi (small Madagascar hedgehog), 1639 nucleotides long. It is a transcript of the gene PCGF6, whose product is annotated as polycomb group ring finger 6. The record is from RefSeq and is a predicted model, not a curated record. Bases 1 to 828 code for a protein of 275 amino acids. NCBI's taxonomy places the organism in Eukaryota, Metazoa, Chordata, Mammalia, Afrosoricida, Tenrecidae. Gene Ontology annotation, biological process: regulation of transcription by RNA polymerase II. Gene Ontology annotation, cellular component: PRC1 complex. The transcript is spliced from 11 exons.
AUGACCCCAGUGCUGCUUCUUACUCUGGACCAGACCAGAGCGUGUGCACAGGAGGAGGAGGAGGAGGAGGAAGAGUUGAGCCACUUCUCGCUGAGGCUGGAGGGGGGCCGGCCGGAGUCGGAGGAUGAGGAGGAGCGCCUGAUUAACCUCUCUGAGCUGACCCCGUAUAUCUUGUGUUCCAUCUGUAAAGGUUACUUAAUAGAUGCUACUACCAUUACUGAGUGUCUUCAUACCUUUUGUAAAAGCUGCAUUGUGAGACAUUUUUACUAUAGCAACAGAUGCCCAAAAUGCAACAUAGUAGUACAUCAAACACAACCUCUUUAUAACAUAAGGUUGGACCGACAGUUACAAGACAUAGUGUACAAAUUAGUGAUCGAUCUAGAGGAAAGAGAAAAAAAGCAAAUGCAUGAUUUCUAUAAAGAAAGAGGUCUAGAAGUGCCUAAACCUGCUGCUCCGCAACCAGUCCCUUCAAGCAAAGGAAAAUCUAAGAAAGCCCUGGAAUCAGUGUUUCGGAUUCCACCUGAACUUGACAUGUCUUUAUUACUGGAGUUCAUUGGUGCUAAUGAAGGCACAGGACAUUUCAAGCCACUGGAAAAGAAGUUUGUCCGAGUUUCAGGAGAAGCAACUAUUGGGCAUGUAGAAAAAUUCCUCAGAAGAAAACUGGGUCUGGAUCCAGCUUGUCAGGUAGAUAUCAUAUGUGGUGAUCACCUGUUGGAGCAGUAUCAAACUCUAAGAGAAAUCCGACGUGCAAUAGGUGAUGCAGCUAUGCAGGAUGGUCUGCUUGUCCUUCAUUAUGGUCUUGUGGUUUCUCCUCUGAAAAUAACCUGAAAAUUCUAGAAGUAUUUUGAGGAGGGAAACAGAGUGAAGAGGCUUCUUCUACAGGACUGCAUCUCACCAAAGAUUUUUAUGAAAUAUGUAAUUGCUACCUACCACUUUGUGCUGUUUGAGUAAGAGUUUACCUAUUUUCAGCACCAAGAACAAUAGCAUUUAUAAAUACAACUUAGACUGAUGGAAUGCACUAUUUUACUACAGACUGUUUAAAAAAUAUCCAUAGCUCAGGGGUAAAAUUUUAAACAUUGCAUUUUAAAAUUCUAAUUGAUUUAAGAACCUUGACGUUGAUUUUUGCUUCCUUUUCUCUGAGGCAGAUCAGUUACUGUGUUCUUCAUUGAGCCAUAGCCCUUUCACGUUGGUGGCUGGGAUUCUGCUUUCAGGGAUGGUAUCACUUGGUCAGUCAUCCUUUGGAAAAAAGUGUGCUUUUGAGCUGGAGAGAGCUAAACCCUCUUUGUUUAACUCCAGGGUAUGAUCUCAGAAAAGAUCAAAAGUAUUAGCCAAUUUUGCAUUUUUGCCAUCUUAGUUUCAACUUUAAAAAAAUAAUAACAGCAACACUACUAAAGGAAUGUUACUGAAUUCUAAUAUGAAUAAAUUAGCAUCUUCUAUGUGAAGAGAAUGUUUCCUAUAAGAAGAUAUAUGGACCGUAUUAUAAGCUUUCAAUGUAAUAAGACUUCCUUAAUAUAUCCUACAGCAAGGUGACUCUGCUAUGUCAGUUUGGUUACCACUUAUUUUAUUUGAGUACAUAAUGUGGUGUGGAUCCCUUGUAACGGCACAGAUUCUUCAAGUAAUAAAUGUUAGAUGAAUUUGA